AUGGCCGGCUGGAUCCAGGCCCAGCAGCUGCAGGGAGAUGCGCUGCGUCAGAUGCAGGUGCUCUAUGGGCAGCACUUCCCCAUCGAGGUCCGCCACUACCUGGCGCAGUGGAUCGAGAGCCAGCCAUGGGACACCAUCGACCUGGACAACCCUCAGGACCGAGCCCAGGCCACCCAGCUACUGGAGGGCCUGGUGCAGGAGCUGCAGAAGAAGGCCGAGCACCAGGUGGGGGAGGACGGUUUUUUGCUGAAGAUCAAGCUGGGCCACUAUGCCACGCAGCUCCAGAACACGUACGACCGCUGCCCCAUGGAGCUGGUCCGCUGCAUCCGCCACAUUCUGUACAAUGAGCAGAGGCUGGUCCGAGAAGCCAACAAUUGCAGCUCUCCAGCCGGGAGCCUGGCUGACGCCAUGUCCCAGAAACACCUCCAGAUCAACCAGACAUUCGAGGAGCUGCGGCUGGUCACGCAGGACACAGAGAAUGAGCUGAAGAAGCUGCAGCAGACCCAAGAAUACUUCAUCAUCCAGUACCAGGAGAGCCUGAGGAUCCAGGCUCAGUUCGCCCAGCUGGCCCAGCUGAACCCCCAGGAGCGGCUGAGCCGGGAGACGGCCCUCCAGCAGAAGCAGGUGUCCCUGGAGGCCUGGCUGCAGCGAGAGGCCCAGACCCUGCAGCAGUACCGAGUGGUGAGUGGCCGCCUGGGUCCUCCCCGCAGCGGGCCCUGCCCUGAGGUGAAGGCCACCAUCAUCAGCGAGCAGCAGGCCAAGUCUCUGCUCAAGAACGAGAACACCCGCAACGAGUGCAGUGGGGAGAUCUUGAACAACUGCUGCGUGAUGGAGUACCACCAAGCCACGGGCACCCUCAGUGCCCACUUCAGAAACAUGUCCCUAAAGAGGAUCAAGCGGGCGGACCGCCGGGGCGCCGAGUCUGUGACGGAGGAGAAGUUCACGGUCCUGUUUGAGUCUCAGUUCAGCGUGGGCAGCAACGAGCUCGUGUUCCAGGUGAAGACCCUGUCCCUUCCUGUGGUUGUCAUUGUUCAUGGAAGCCAGGACCACAAUGCCACGGCCACUGUACUGUGGGACAACGCCUUUGCUGAGCCGGGCAGGGUGCCGUUUGCCGUCCCCGACAAAGUGCUGUGGCCGCAGCUGUGUGAGGCGCUCAACAUGAAGUUCAAGGCAGAAGUGCAGAGCAGCCGGGGCCUGACCAAGGAGAACCUCGUGUUCCUGGCGCAGAAGCUGUUCAAUCACAGCAGCAGCCACCUGGAGGAAUACAGCAGCAUGUCCGUGUCCUGGUCCCAGUUCAACAGGGUGAGGAGCGCGGCCACCAGCUGCCAGGGGACCGCCCUGGGCCAGCUUCCCCACCUAGCCAGCCUCUCCCACAAUCAGAGGAGACUGGGCUCAGACCCCAGGGUCAUGGAGGUGCUCAAGAAGCAUCACAAGCCCCACUGGAAUGAUGGGGCCAUCCUAGGUUUCGUCAACAAGCAACAGGCCCACGACCUGCUCAUCAACAAGCCCGAUGGCACCUUCUUGUUGCGCUUUAGCGACUCAGAAAUCGGGGGCAUCACCAUUGCCUGGAAGUUCGACUCGCCGGACCGCAACCUGUGGAACCUGAAGCCGUUCACCACCCGGGACUUCUCCAUCCGCUCGCUGGCUGACCGCCUGGGGGACCUGAACUAUCUCAACUACGUGUUCCCUGACCGGCCCAAGGAUGAGGUCUUCUCAAAGUACUACACUCCAGUGCUCGCCAAAGCCGGUGACGGAUACGUGAAGCCACUGAUCAAGCAGGUGGUCCCUGAGUUUGUGAAUGCAUCUGCAGACUCCGCUGGGGGCAGCGCCACCUACAUGGACCAGGCCCCGUCCCCAGCCGUGUGCCCCCAGGCCCACUACAACCUGUACCCACAGAACCCCGACCCGGUCCUGGACCAGGACGGAGAGAUAGACCUGGACGAGACCAUGGAUGUUGCGAGGCACGUGGAAGAGCUCUUACGCCGACCAAUGGACAGUCUGGGGCCGCCCCUGACCCCCCAGGAUGGCUUCUUCACCGCCACCAGGGGCUCCCUCUCCUGAGUGUCCACACCCCGCACUUCACUUGUCUUCGGAACCAGCAUUGGAGGGAAGGGUCUCCGUUGUGACCACAGCCUCUCUGUGCCCGCGGCGUGCGGGCCUGUAUCUCCUUCCUGUGCCCGCAGCGUGCCUGCCUCUCCUUCACAACCUUGCCCUUCUGUCUUCAGCUCAAGGCAUCGGGGAGCCCGCUGGGGUCAUCCCUGCCAUGGACCACGCCGGAGUUUUCUUUUCGGCAGGUCCUCCAUGCGGCAAACUGAUUCCUCCCAGGCCCUUGUCCCAGCAGUGUGUCCAAGGGGGAGGCUGGGCACGUCUUCAAACUGAAGUGUUCCUCAUGGAAGCUGCUUUGCCGCCCCGCUGUGUUUGUGUGUGCGUGUCAGCUGUGUGUGCUUCCUGUGUGUGUACAUGGCGCACACAUCCGCCCAUUCGCAUGCCCUUGUGCCGGUCUGUGUCCCCUCCCUCAGGAGGGAGGCUGGGGCUCGCCUGGGGGCCUCUUCUCAAUGCAUGAUUGUGGACUCGACUGUUUUACCAAACCCUCUGAGGGUGUGUCUCAGCCAGGUCAGCCGCCUUCGCAUUGACUCCGACUCCCGACGGCCUUAAGUACAACAGAAGCAAACUCCGCCCAAUCGCCUGAACGGGCAAGCCCAUCACUGGCGCCCGUCCAGCUCACCGAGGGUCCUGCCCUCCUUGGCUCCGUGUGCCACAUAGGAUCUACUCCUCCCUCCCUCCAGAGUUGUCCGAGUGCCUGCACCACAGACAAAGCCAGUUCUGGCCCCUGGAGAUGCCAGGCUGGCCAGCAGGACCGUCCUCUUAGCUUUUCAGUAGCUGAUGGUUAGGGAGUAGGUCACCCACCAGGUCUUUCUACCCCUGAGGCCCCUGGGGAGACUUGCACCCAUCAGCCUUUCAUUUAAUAGCUGGUUGCGUUAACCCUUGCACCACUCAGGGCCUCUACAGCCCAAUGGAUCUGGGUUGUGUUUUGGCCACGGCCUCUUGGCCAUGGAGACUGGGUCUUGGGUCUUGAACCUGGGAUGCCAUUGCUCCCAUUCCUGCUGUCUCCAUUCCGCCCCAGCCUUGCUCCCUGGAGACAACCUCGAUUUCAAGAGGUGGGGCAGAGGCCAGGACGGGUCUAGAACAUGGCAGGUGAGGCCGAGUGGACCCCCUUCCCCUGGAGGAAAAGCUCGGGAGCCCCGGUGGUUAUGUGCUGAGCUGACAGCCACAGUGCUGGUGAAUGACGCCCACCAGCAGCUCUGCUGUGUCCAUCUACCUCCACUGAGGUCCACGGCCUUGGGAACCCCCGUGGGGGAGGUUCCACCCUGCCCUUGCGGGUGGACUAGAGGGUAUUGGGCUUUGGGGGAAACUGCAGCUAGAGCCCAGCAGGGGGUCAGCCAUGAGUGUGCCUUUGGAACCUGGAGAGCGGGCUUGGCUCGGCUCCCUGCAGGGAGGGGGCUCUGGCCUAGGCCUGGGCAGCCUAGAUCAGUGUAACUGAUCUGAGGUGGCCUUGCCUGAACUGCACGCUGCUCCCUCUGAUGGGCCAUGACAACCAGGGGCAGCCGAGCGUCCCCAGUGUAGACGUCACUCGCUGAGCUUGGGAGGACAGUGGGUGGCUGCCCCCAGUGUUGACACCACAGGGUGUAGACACUGCUCGCUAAGCUCUGGAGCAAUUCUUUCGUACUCUGUACAUAGACCGCACAUCAGUGUCAAUGGACACUUUUUGAAUAAAUUUUCUUUUUCGUA
Messenger RNA from Echinops telfairi (small Madagascar hedgehog), 3789 nucleotides. RefSeq names its product signal transducer and activator of transcription 5A. Gene Ontology annotation, biological process: response to peptide hormone; defense response; regulation of transcription by RNA polymerase II. Gene Ontology annotation, molecular function: RNA polymerase II cis-regulatory region sequence-specific DNA binding; DNA-binding transcription factor activity, RNA polymerase II-specific. The transcript is spliced from 16 exons. The coding region runs from base 1 to 2061 and encodes 686 amino acids. The record is from RefSeq and is a predicted model, not a curated record. NCBI's taxonomy places the organism in Eukaryota, Metazoa, Chordata, Mammalia, Afrosoricida, Tenrecidae.